AUGGCGUCUCAAGCAGACUCAUUUAAAUUAUAUUUAAAAUUAGCCAAGGACAUUGGUAUUCCACAAGAACAUCAGUGGGAAUGGUGUGAAAAACAAAUUAAAGAAGAUGAGAGGAAACGUGAGGGUAAAGCAUUAGAUGUAUGUGCACAAAUACCAUCUCAUGAACAGCGUACUUAUGCAGAAAUAAAAGAAGCUUUACUAAGACAGUUUGGAGCUACGCAAAAUGCUUAUCGCAAGAAAUUUUUUUUCGAAAGACCAAGGCAGGAAGAUGAUCCACAGUUGUUUGUCUCUGAUAUGGUUUUUACCAAAAACUCAAAGGCACAUCACUCAACAAUGACUGUUAUCACUAAAUCACAAGGACUUCAGUUUUAUCCUGGAUUAGUCGGUUCUCAAAGAGUACAGGUGUUACGAGACACAGGUAGCACUUCAGUUGUUAUACGUGCAAAUUUUGUGAGAUCAAAUCAAUAUACAGGCAAUGAAAUUGAAGCCACUGCUUUCAACGGCACUGUAAGUAAAUUACCAGAAGCUUUGAUACAUAUUACGACUCCAUUUUUCAGUGGACAUGUAGAAGCUUUAGUAGCUCAAAAUCUAUCUGUUGAUCUCAUAGUUGGUAAUAUACAGGGAGUGCGUGACUGUACUACACAAGAUCUUAUUGAAUGGAACAAUACAAUAAAAAUGGGUCAAGAAUGCAAUGUAGUAGUCACAAGGUCAAUGCAAAAAGAAAAGGAAAGACUUGAAACUGAACAUAUUGAACACAAGAAUUCUGAUAAAGUUGUUCAAGAAAAUAAAAAUAAUAAGAAGGCAAACCAUUCGCAUCUACAGACAAAUGAACUUGAACAAUUUCAUAGCGAGGAAUUUAAAGUUGAACAGAAAAAUGAUGAAACAUUAUUUAAAAUGUUUAAAAAGGCUCAAUCGAACAUCAAUCCACAAGAAAAUAAUGAUCCUUAUUUUAAAGAAGGACUACUUAUGAAGAACAGUCAAUACAAAAAUAAAACUGUUGAGCAAAUUAUAGUUCCAAAAGUAUACAGAAAGACCAUUAUUAAUACAAGCCACGAUGUACCGUUUGCUGGACAUAUGGGAGUUACCAAGACCAAGAAAAGAAUAAUUCAAGAUUUUUACUGGCCAGGUAUUACUAAAGAUGUAAAGAAGCACAUUAGUACCUGUCAUAUUUGUCAAAUGAAAAGUCCAAAAGGUAACAAAAUACAAGCGCCAUUGCAGACAAUGGAAUUGACUGAGAAACCAUUUCAAAAAGUAGCAGUUGACUUAAUUGGUCCAAUGCCAAUUGAAUCCAGCAGAAAUCACAAAUAUAUUUUAACUUUAGUAGACACAUGUACUAGAUGGCCAGAAGCUAUUCCGUUAGUCAAUAUUUCAGCAAUUGAUGUUACCAGAGCUUUAUCUGAAAUUUUUUCAAGGACAGGGUUACCUGAAGUUAUACUUUCUGACCGAGGUAGUCAGUUUACAGCAGAUAUAACUAAGACAUUUAUGGAGAUGUACAACAUCAAGAUGAAGUUUACGACACCAUACCAUCCUCAAAUCAACGGGCUUUGUGAACGGUUUAACAAAACAUUGAAACAAAUUAUAUCAAAAAUAGCAAAUGAUAAUCCGCAGAAUUGGGAUCUUCUUUUACCAGCUGCAUUAUUUGCUAAUAGAGAAAGUAUCCAAGACACCACAGGAUUUUCUCCUUUUGAAAUGUUAUAUGGAGCUAAUCCAAGAGGUCCUAUAACUACCUUCAAAGAAUCACUACUAAAGUCAAACCAUGAUGCAUCAGAUAAGAAAACCGCAUUUCAGCAUGUUCUCAAUACAAGAAAUACAGUAAUAAAUGCAUGUGAAAUAGCUAAGGAAGCAACAGCCAAAGCUAAUGCUGCAAAUCAUAGAAGAAUAAAUGAACAUAGAAAACUUAGGUACUUUGAACCAGGCGACAAAGUUAAAUUAUUAUUACCUGAUAAGAAAAAUAAGUUCUUUAUUAAAUGGCAGGGUCCAUUUACUAUUUUAAGAAAAGUCACAGAUGUAGAUUAUGAAAUAAAUAUCAAUAACAGAAACAAAGUGUUUCAUAUCAACAUGCUACAGAAAUACAACGAAGCUACUGAUACAGAAGAAGAAGACGAUGAACUUGAAAAACAUAUUUCAUGCUUAGCGAUUAUUCCAGAAGAAAAAGAGGAGGAUAUGGAUGAAUUAGUAGUGCCAACUACAACUUCUAGACAGACUGAAACCUGGCAUGCUGUCAAACUGGACAAUUUAUCAUCACAGAGAAAAAAAGAUAUAAUGAAUCUACUCCAAGAGUAUGCUGAUAUAUUUACAGAUGUUCCAGGUAAAACAACCAUUAUAAAUCAUGAAAUCAAAUUGACAAGUGACAAACCUACCAAGUCACGUCCAUAUCCACUACCUAUUCAUUAUAGAGAUUUCCUUCAGAAAGAAAUCAAUGAUCUUUUAGAACAAGGCAUAAUUGAACACUCGAAUUCACCUUAUGCUGCUCCAAUAGUGCUUGUAAAACGUUCACAGUCAUCAUCGCCAAGAAUGUGUGUAGACUUUCGACAGUUAAAUAAAAUAACAUGCCUUGAUUCAUAUCCAAUGCCUAAUCCAGAGGAUUUAAUGUCACAGUUUUCUGGAGCUAAGUAUUUUACGAAACUCGAUUUGACAAGAGGAUAUUAUCAAAUACCUAUGACACAGGAUUCAAAACAAUACACUGCUUUUACUACAGCCUUUGGCCUUUUUCAAUAUAAUUACAUGCCAUUCGGUUUAGUAAAUGCUAGCAGUACUUUUAACCGAGCAAUUCAUAGGAUGUUCGGACAACGAAAAGACACAGUGUCCUAUAUUGACGACAUAUGUGUGUUUCAUAAUACAUGGGAAGAUCAUAUUAAAAGACUCAAAGAAAUCUUCCAACAAUUGAAAGACAAUGGAUUUACUGUAAAACCAAGCAAAGUUGAAUUAGCAAAAUCAGAAGUUACAUUUUUAGGUUAUAAAGUUGGAAACAAUUCACUGAAAACACGGGAUGAUAUUAUUAAACGAAUUUUGGACAUUAAAAUACCUCAAACAAAAAAGCAAGUUAGAAGUAUAUUAGGACUUUGUAAUUUUUACAGAUGCUUUAUUCCAAAUUACGCAUCACUGACAACAUUUCUUACUAACCUUACGAAGAAAGGACAAUCUAACAUGAUUCCAUGGUCAUCAGAAUUAGAAGAGACCAUAAAGAAAAUUAAGUAUGCUUUUGCACAAGAAUCCAUUUUGAAAUUACCAGACAAGAAGAAGCGGUUUUAUCUUGCUACAGAUGCUUCUUCAUCAGCAAUAGGAGCAUGUCUGAUGCAAGAAUAUGAAGGCAUUCUACAUCCAGUAUUUUUUAUAAACAGAAAACUAUCUUCAGCAGAGACCAGAUACUCGACCAUAGAGCGAGAGUGCCUGGCGAUUGUCUGGGCCAUUUCAAAAUUUAGCAAAUACCUGUUGGGAGCACCCUUUACUUUACAGACAGAUCAUGCACCACUGGCAUUUCUUAACUCUAAAAAAAUGUCAAAUAGUCAUCUGACACGAUGGAGUUUGCAGUUAAUGGACUAUCAGUUUGAUGUAAAGACUGUUCCAGGAAAAUUGAAUGUAUUUGCUGAUACUUUGUCCAGAUGUAUUUAG
This is a messenger RNA of Biomphalaria glabrata, 3612 nucleotides long. RefSeq lists its product as uncharacterized. NCBI's taxonomy places the organism in Eukaryota, Metazoa, Mollusca, Gastropoda, Planorbidae. The coding region runs from base 1 to 3612 and encodes 1203 amino acids. The transcript has 3 exons. Gene Ontology annotation, biological process: DNA integration. The record is from RefSeq and is a predicted model, not a curated record. Gene Ontology annotation, molecular function: nucleic acid binding.